CUGUCAAAAUCCACUCGUAAAAAGUAAACAUUUUCUUGCAAAGACAUGGCUGUGUGACUCUUAAAAUUCUCCUGCUUUAAAUUCUAGUGUUCCUAUUUGAAAAUUGACGCAAACGUUUCGAAUUUCCUCGCUUUUUGGCGGUGAUAAAACGUCCCAAAUUAUAGAAAUCGUGUUUUUUGUUUGUUGCGUCAUGACAUUCAGACCUUGACAUCUCAUCAAGGUUUGUUGGAGGUUUAUAUACAAAAAAAUUCUUAAUAUUUGCACUUGGACGUGGAUGACCAUAGUGAAAGUGAAAUCCCGUGCUUUGAUUUAAUUUUGCCAAGAUGACGAGUGUUAGAUGUGGAAUUAUCACAGUGGGAAAACUGGCUCAGGCUGUUCGCUCCACCAAACUACAACAAGGUGUCCUGUCAGCAAUCUACACUAAACAACCCAACACACCCAAGUCCCUUUCGACCUGCGUUGUCCUGCUGAAAUCGGCAGGGUCGGGGGAUCCCCCGACUCAGCCGCCGUCGAAAGACGUGUCAGGGAAUGACAGUGGCGGCGGCGGUGGUAAAAACCGAAACACACUCUCAUGUCCCAAAUGUGGUGAUCCUUGCACACAUGUUGAGACGUUUGUCAGUUCAACGAGAUUCGUAAAAUGCGAAAAAUGUCAUCAUUUUUUCGUCGUUUUGAGCGAAGUGGAUAGUAAGAAGAAGGAAGGGGUGGACACUAAGGCAGGGUUUUUCCGAAAACCGCCGCCACCGCCUAAGAAAAUCUACGAUUAUUUGAAUAGGCAUGUUGUGGGACAGGAACAUGCGAAGAAGGUAUUAUCCGUGGCUGUGUACAACCAUUAUAAGCGUAUUUAUAAUAAUAAUCCGAACGGUCAAGGUGGAGGCAAUUCGCGCCAGGAUGUGGCCGUUAUGGAACAAGGACUCCACCAAAAUGUCACUCACAGAGAUCUUCUUCAUAUAACAGGCUUGGGGCAUGGUAAUGUGAUCGGUGCGAAUCUGUCUGGUCAAGAACCGAACCGAAAUCCUACAAGCGGUUCGGAAAUUUUAGACAGAACUACACACGAAUUAAAACUAGAGAAAAGUAAUAUUUUGUUACUUGGACCCACUGGUUCUGGUAAAACGCUUCUAGCUCAAACUAUAGCACAAUGUUUGGAUGUACCUUUUGCAAUUUGUGAUUGUACUACUCUAACACAGGCUGGAUACGUCGGUGAAGAUAUUGAAAGUGUGAUUGGGAAAUUGUUACAAGAUGCAGGGUUUAGUGUAGACCGGGCUCAGAUCGGAAUUGUUUUUCUUGAUGAAGUUGAUAAAAUUGGAGCCGUCCCUGGAAUUCACCAGUUGAGGGAUGUUGGAGGAGAGGGUGUACAACAAGGAAUGUUGAAAAUGUUGGAGGGUACAGUCGUAAAUGUGCCUGAAAGAAACUCGCCUCGAAAAUUACGAGGAGAGACUAUACAAGUUGAUACAACGAAUAUUUUGUUCGUCGCUAGUGGCGCUUACAACGGACUUGAACGCUUAAUUCAGAGAAGAAAUAACGAAAAUUACUUAGGUUUUGGUGCCCCUGUCUCGGAAAGCCAAGGCCGAAGGGCUGUAUCACAACAAGCCUCCCUUUAUCAAUCCUCGCAGACAGCCGAGGAGGAAAAUGCGGAAAAAGACGCAGCUUUGAAACAAGUACAAGCACGUGAUCUCAUCGAUUUUGGAAUGAUACCGGAAUUCGUGGGGAGGUUCCCCGUUUUGGUCCCUUUCCACAGUUUGAACAAAAAUAUGUUAGUCAGGAUUUUAACCGAACCGAAAAACGCCCUCUUGCCUCAAUACCAGAGGCUGCUAGCAAUGGAUCAGUGCGAGCUAUCUUUCACACCGGGGGCUUUAGACUCGAUUGCUACUUUGGCCAUGGAACGGAAAACUGGGGCUCGGGGGCUUAGGGCCAUAAUGGAAUCUUUGCUCUUGGAACCCAUGUUUGAAGUCCCGGGAUCGGGGAUCACGACCGUUCAUGUCACAGAGGAGUACGUGAGGGGCGAGUCCGGGCCUGUGUAUGAGAAGAGGACGGAUAUUGGGACCGCUGAUGUGAACGACGAAGAUGACGUUAAUACGUCGAUUAGGAUAAAGCAAUGAGAAUCGCCAAGGGAGUAGUUUUAUACAUUUUAUUUUUAUUUUUUAGGCAAUAAAUUGUUUUCUGACGUGAAGCAUAGUUUUUGUCACGUGUGUAUAUAUUUAGCUUGUUCCUAUCAAGGUGAAUUUUAUUACGAAGUUAAUUGUAUAUAAUAAAGGUUGAUCUUGUUCAUGUAUAUUUAUUUGUAAUAAAUUUUGUUUUUACAA
Tribolium castaneum (red flour beetle) is the source of this 2300-nucleotide messenger RNA. RefSeq names its product Caseinolytic protease chaperone subunit (gene ClpX). Gene Ontology annotation, molecular function: ATP binding; protein dimerization activity; zinc ion binding. The transcript has 8 exons. Lineage: Eukaryota; Metazoa; Arthropoda; Insecta; Coleoptera; Tenebrionidae. Gene Ontology annotation, cellular component: mitochondrial matrix. The record is from RefSeq and is a predicted model, not a curated record. Bases 324 to 2096 code for a protein of 590 amino acids.